GGGAUUUGCGACGUCGGAGGGUACCCAGCUGCUUCGGCCCCAUGGUGGGCUCCCCCGCCCGUUGGGCCCCGCCCCGCUUUUGUACAAAAGACCCUCCUUUUCUGUAUUCUCAUAUUUAUAACCCGAACUUGCCACCAGACAUUGACACCGCGCUGCCUGCCUCCACUCCGCUUCCUUCCUUUCCUUCCAUCUCUUCUUCCCCCUUCCACUUCCUGGGUCCUGGUUUGCUCUUCUUGGAAUCCUUCUCGGGUUCAGGCAGAUUGGAAGUUGCAGUGAAGGCGGUGGGUGCCUUGCUUCUUACCCGUUGGGGAGAGGGACGGAGCAGUUGGAGAGCGAUAAAGAUUGCAGCGACAGGGGAGACCUGCAGGGCUGCAAGUUCUUUCGGGGGGCUUGUCUUGCGGCAACAUGAAGAAGCUGCUCUUCGUCUUCUUCCUCUUCCUGCUAGGCGUCGCAGCAGUUCAUGGUGAAGAUGUUUACCGGCAGGUCACUUUUGGGGCUUGGAUUUGACUGGAAAUCCUGCCCCCUAUGCUCUGCUUGUCCGCUUCGUUCUCCAUGGGAUUCCUUCCUUCACCAGGUGCGUACAUCGGCGUGAACAUUGGCACGGCCAUGUCGUCGGUGCCGGCGCCGACGCAGAUCACGACGCUGCUCCGCUCGCAGAACAUCCGCCACGUCCGGCUCUACGACGCCGACCCGGCGAUGCUGGCAGCGCUCGCGAACACCGGCAUCCGCGUCAUCGUCUCGGUGCCCAACGAGCAGCUGCUCGCCAUCGGCAACUCCAACGCCACGGCGGCCAACUGGGUGGCGCGCAACGUGGCCGCGCACUUCCCCGCCGUCAACAUCACGGCCAUCGCCGUGGGGUCCGAGGUGCUCUCCGCGCAGCCCAACGCCGCGCCGCUGCUCAUGCCAGCCAUGCGCUACCUCCAGAACGCGCUGGUGGCCGCGGCGCUGGACCGGUACAUCAAGAUCUCCACGCCGCACUCCUCGUCCAUCAUCCUCGACUCCUUCCCGCCGUCCCAGGCCUUCUUCAACCGGUCGCUGGACAACGUGCUCGUGCCGAUGCUCAAGUUCCUGCAGUCCACGGGGUCGCCGCUCAUGCUCAACGUGUACCCCUACUACGACUACAUGCGCUCCAACGGCGUCAUCCCGCUGGACUACGCGCUGUUCCGGCCGCUGCCGCCGAACAAGGAGGCCGUGGACGCCAACACCCUGCUGCACUACACCAACGUCUUCGACGCCGUCGUGGACGCCGCCUACUUCGCCAUGUUGUACCUCAACGUCACCAACGUGCCGGUGAUGGUGACCGAGACCGGGUGGCCGCACAAGGGCGAUCCCUCCUCCGAGCCCGACGCGACCCCUGACAACGCCGACACCUACAACAGCAACCUCAUCCGGCACGUGAUGAACAGCACCGGCACGCCGAAGCACCCCGGUGUGGCCGUGCCGACCUACAUCUACGAGCUGUACGACGAGGACACCCGGCCGGGGUCGACAUCGGAGAAGUACUGGGGCCUGUUCGACAUGAACGGCAUCCCUGCGUACACCCUGCAUCUGACGGGCUCCGGCGUGCUGCUGGCCAACGACACGACGAACCAGACCUACUGCGUGGCGCGGGAGGGCGCGGACCCGAAGAUGCUGCAGGCGGCGCUGGACUGGGCGUGCGGCCCCGGCAAGGUGGACUGCUCCGCGCUGACGCAGGGGCAGCCGUGCUACGAGCCGGACACCGUGGAGGCGCACGCGACGUACGCCUUCAACGCCUACUACCACGGCACGGGGAUGGGCUCCGGGACGUGCUACUUCAGCGGUGUCGCGGUGAUCACGACGACCGACCCAAGUCAUGGAUCUUGCGUCUACGCUGGGAAGAACGGGUCAGCGUUGCUGAACGGCACCUCGCUGGCGCCGUCGUCCAACUCCACGGAGGGUGGCUCCGGUGCGCACCGGGCGAUCGGCGACGUCUCAGCUCUCACCCGCGUCGUCUCCGCCGUGCUGCUCUUGAGCGUCCUCCUGUUGUAGAGAGGCUGUAGUUUGUAGUUCUAGGCACCCGCAAUCAUGCAGAGACUUGCAGAGGAGUUAGGCGUUGACGAGAGGGAUGAUUCUUUUUGCUGUCGAGUGGGAUUUGGCCUGGGUGUUGGUUUGUGGAGGGGACUAUUGUCACUCCGAAUGGAAUGGGAUGUGCUUCUGUUGGUCUUGCAUCCGCCAGCCUUCUGUUUUGGUUGGGGACAGAGGGGGGAAUUGGCGAGAAGCCCAGCGAUGGCUCCGUUGUGCA
Messenger RNA from Panicum virgatum (switchgrass), 2263 nucleotides. Its product is annotated as glucan endo-1,3-beta-glucosidase 3-like. The transcript is spliced from 4 exons. NCBI's taxonomy places the organism in Eukaryota, Viridiplantae, Streptophyta, Magnoliopsida, Poales, Poaceae. Gene Ontology annotation, biological process: carbohydrate metabolic process. The coding region runs from base 526 to 2010 and encodes 494 amino acids. Gene Ontology annotation, molecular function: hydrolase activity, hydrolyzing O-glycosyl compounds. The record is from RefSeq and is a predicted model, not a curated record. Gene Ontology annotation, cellular component: plasma membrane.